AGUCCAUGGGGUCGCAAAGAGUUGGACACGACUGAGCAACUGACACCUUCACUUUGGCUUGUCUGAAAGUGCUUGGUUUUGUGGGAAGAGUGAGUUGUGUAUUUAAUCCACUUCUCUACUGACUUUGACAAAUGGCUUAUUCAGGACCCCAGAGAUGUACCAAUAAAUAAGGAAAAAACUCAAAUUGGGAAGCCUGGCUGAGAAUCUCCAAUAUAAAGAAUCUAACCUGGAGACAGAUGCUGGGAUGAGCUAGUUACGAAAACUCAAGACAGAAGUGGAGGUGUUUUCAUUCUUCACUUCUCAUUUGAGUUGCUCUUAGGACAAUGAGUUAAGUGAGUAAGAGGAAAAUCAAGAAGUCUCACUCCAGAUUUCCCAGUAGCUAGAGAUGAGGUAGACACUGUCAUUAUUUUGUAGUAGCAGGACUUUCUGUAAGACAAAUACAGCUAUUAAUGUAGACAACACAGAUAAAUAGCUAAUUCUGAAGCCAUAGUGAUAAGACUGCCUUUUCUUUACUUUCUUUAAUUGCUUAGAAAAAGGUUGAUUAGGGAACAGUUACUGGUUUAUUUAUUUUUUCAGUUACUGGUUUAGAGUUGUCUAUAAACCACUGUUUUCUUUCUGUCUGUUUAGAAAGGGAGUGGCUUCUAAUUUCUGAGUCCAAACCACUGUAGGGAGUUGUGGUACCCUUUGUUAUUGAAAGCAGCGUCAUCCUUUAUACCAGAAAGCUGGCGGGCACUAUGGGGAAAAAACAAAACAAGAAGAAAGUGGAGGAGGUGCUAGAAGAAGAGGAGGAAGAGUAUGUGGUGGAGAAAGUCCUAGACCGCCGAGUGGUGAAGGGCAAAGUGGAGUACCUGCUGAAGUGGAAGGGGUUCUCAGAUGAGGAUAACACAUGGGAACCAGAAGAGAACCUGGAUUGCCCUGACCUCAUUGCUGAGUUUCUGCAGUCACAGAAAACAGCACACGAGACAGAUAAAUCAGAGGGAGGCAAGCGCAAAGCUGAUUCUGAUUCAGAAGAUAAGGGGGAGGAGAGCAAACCAAAGAAGAAAAAAGAAGAGUCAGAAAAGCCACGAGGCUUUGCCCGGGGUUUGGAACCAGAGCGGAUUAUUGGAGCUACGGACUCCAGUGGAGAACUCAUGUUCCUAAUGAAAUGGAAGAACUCUGACGAGGCUGACCUGGUUCCCGCCAAGGAGGCCAAUGUCAAGUGCCCGCAGGUUGUCAUAUCCUUCUAUGAGGAAAGGCUGACGUGGCAUUCUUACCCCUCAGAGGAUGAUGACAAAAAAGAUGAUAAGAAUUAACUUUCUUGAAUACCAGCCCCUGUCACAUCUGACUGUGGGUUUCAAGUGGGGAAAGAAGGAGUUCUACUUGUCUUGACACCAUAAAGGUGGCUUGAGAAGAUGUCCUUUGAAGAGCCAGUAUAGUUUCUGUGCCCUACAGCAGCCCAAGUGCUUUAAAGCCGUUCCAUGCUGUAUAGUUUGCACACCCAUCCCGGUGGAGGGGAAGGAGGGUCAGUGUUUCAAGGCAACCCGUUCUGAACUUUGCUUAAAAAAAAAAAAGCAAAGGGCCUUCUAUGAAGGACAAAACGCAGAAUGGGAUGUGGGAGAGCAAGAGAUAACUGUAAAUCUUCAAAGAGCAUCUCCACAACCCACACAGCCUUCUUCCCGAUAGUGUUAACUCUGCAUUUUUACAGCGUAGCAUGUGUGUAGUUUUUGGCUAUUACUGGUGUAUUAUUUGGGGUGGGUGGGGUGGGGUGGGAAAAAGGGAGAUGGGUUAGGAUCAUUUUUGUUAAAAUUUGGGGAAGUGGUAAAACAAAAGAAAGAACAACUAAUGAUGAUUGGGUUCUGUGUCCAGAAUAUUGUAUCCUUUCAAAAAAUGUCAUUGGCAACCUAAAUGAGGACUGUGAGAGACUGUUUAAAAGCUGUGAAUGCCUGAAACUUAGAAGCCAAGGUAUUCCCUGCCUGAGCUUAAUGCUGUUCCCAACAAAGGACUAAGAAGCUACCAAAGCUGCCAUUUGGGGGAUGGAAACUGGUUGAGGAGGAAAAGUCUUAUGGGAGUGUAUACACAGGCAGAUCAUUCUGUCUUAGAGGUGCUACUUAUGAAACUGACAAGAAGACCCUUUCUUUUCCUUUUGUGAAGUUACCAAUAUCAGCUUCUCCAUCCAAGCCACUGGUGAAGUAUUUAGGGAAGGGCAGAGAGUGGUAUAGGAGGUAAGUGAGUAGGGAAAGACAAGGGCCGGUGCUUAUAGGGUGGAAAACUCUUGGCGCCUCUGUUUUUUGAACUUUGAAACCACUGGUGGCAGGGUUCAGUCACUGACAGCACAAGUUCAAGAGUUGAAUGAUUUCAAAAGCCCUGGUCUCAGGAGAAGAUUUAAUUUUCAUACUGGGGCAGUGGUUCACUUUAAAACAAAACAAAUUUUUUAAUCCUAAGAAUUAACUAAAAUCCAAAACGCUGUCUUGAGUCAUGAGAUCCAUCAAUUGUUGACAUUGUCUUGACCUGCAUCUAGAACUCCAUUGUAAUUUUUAGGCGUGUGAUAGGUUUUUGUGAAAACUUUUGUUUAAAUGUAAACUUCAUAUCAACACUGUCAGUUUUUUGUCUUAAUAAAACUAUAUAGAUUUAUAAUCCUUGA
This is a messenger RNA of Odocoileus virginianus texanus, 2620 nucleotides long. The record is from RefSeq and is a predicted model, not a curated record. NCBI's taxonomy places the organism in Eukaryota, Metazoa, Chordata, Mammalia, Artiodactyla, Cervidae.